GAGACGUUGAAAUGCGGAAGAUCAGCAGUAGCAGCAACACAGAGGUGUUAACCGGGGUUCCCUGGGUGUCAAUUCACACACUGACCUACACUGGGCCAAAGGAAAUGAUCUCGAUGGAUAUUAUUUAUUACAUAACUUACUGGAAAUAAAUGCACUGAAGUGAAACUGAAUCAACUGUGUGUGGCGAUACACACGGAUUAAAAUUUGGGGGCCCCCAAUAUCGCAGCCCGUGACCCCUGGGACUGGGGAAAUAAACCCAGUCGUCGGUUCCAUGCCCAAAGAGAGGCGGAGGUCGCUCCGAGGGGCGGUGUUCUCCCGUUUGUCUCCUAUUUGCGACGGAUCAGGGAGAGGAGGAGGAGGAGAACGCGAAGGAAACUUUUCGCCCACAGAGAUUUGUGAUGAUCCAACACAGAUGGCGGAACAGUAUAGUGUGCAAGCAGGCUUUCUCCCAGUCAAUAGCCCGGUGAGAGGGUGCUUGGUGCCGCAGGUGACCAUCACAUCUGACGGGGAAUCCCGAGAGAUCACGCAGGACGAUCUGGAGGAGGAGGAGGUGAAUGGUUGGCUGUGCCGUAAACUCUCCAACUCAUCCCUCUCUUCUAAUGGCUCUUCCACGGCGUUUGAUGAGUCGGAGGAUGACAUCCUCAGUGACAACGAGACCAAGAGCAAAGGCAUCGUGACUCUGGAGCAUUUGGGGGACUCAGUGGACACAGGAGAGCAAAACAAUGCCUGGUGGAAACUGAAGACUAUUGUCCAUUGUCCUUUGGUAGCCUCACAACGAAAACGACUAUCCUGGGUUCAGUUAGCAGGCCAUAAAGGCAGCUUCAAAGCAGGAGAUGAGGGCUCCAUACUGAAGAAGUUCUCAGAGAAUGAGAAGCAGUGUUUUGAGAGGCUAAAAGAGGAUGCUUUAAAUUCUUUUGUGCCAGGCUACCAAGGAGUGGUUGAGAGAGACGGAGAACUAUUUCUGAAAAUGAAAGACUUAUUGACCAGCUUUGAUAUGCCGAAUGUCAUGGACUGCAAAAUGGGAGUGAGGACAUAUCUGGAGGACGAGCUGGUGCGGGCGAGGGUGAAGCCUAAGCUACGCAGAGACUUGUAUAAUAAGAUGCUGGAGGUGGACAGUGAGGCUCCUACAGCUGAGGAACAGAAGCAGCAGGCUGUUACUAAACCACGCUACAUGCAGUGGAGGGAAAGUCUCAGCUCUACUAACACUCUGGGCUUCCGCAUCGAGGGUAUCAAGAGAGGUGAAACCUGCAACACGGAUUUUAAAAGGACAUGCUCAAAGGAAGAUGUCAUUCAGGUCUUCAAGGAUUUCAUCGGAUGCAAUAAAAACAUACUUAACUCAUAUAUUACAAGGCUUCAGGAUAUCAAACAGGCUCUGAAGAAUUCAGAGUUCUUCAAGAGACACGAGGUCAUUGGGAGUUCACUUCUCUUCAUUCACGAUCACACAGAGAGAGCUGAAGUCUGGCUCAUUGAUUUUGGCAAGACCACAACUCUUCCGGAUGGACAGACCUUGGAUCACUACAGACCCUGGGAGGAGGGCAACCGAGAGGACGGAUACCUAUUGGGCCUUGACAACCUGCUCCAGACCCUUGCCUCACUUUCCAGGGAGUGACCUUUUGACAUCUUAAAGAGAACUUUUGACUUACUGCCCGAAUGACAGCAAUGGGAUGGAUGCUGACAGACACUUACAAAUCUUUUGCAGUGCAUUAUAGAGAAGCUACUGGUGAAAGAAUCAAUUACUUUACAGUAUUACGUUUUUAUUGUCAGACCAUGAUCGUAGUUUAAAAAACUCAAAUUGAUAUCACAUUGAUCUUUGAUACAGUAUAUUGUCUGUCAUUGUGCAUCAUACAGUUCAUCCUCCCCAAGGCUUUAUGUACAUACUGGCACCUAUCAUAAUCACUUGUUUUUAUAUAUAUACAGUAUAUACAGUACACAGUAUAUACUUAAUAUAGGACAAACUCACAUGAAUAGUUGGUUGUAAGUAACAUUUUUACAUAUCUAGGCCCAACAAACACUAGUCAAACAAUUGAUAUUACACAACUUACUGUUUUCUAAAAUUGUUCCAUCAAACUAAUGUGUAGAACCACAUUGCAACAAUUAAAGGAAUAGUUCACCCAAAAAUUUAAUCAUAAUUUAUUCAUGAUGUUCCAAGCCUUUAUGACUUUCUUUCUUUUUUUAAUGGAACACAAAAGGAGAUAUUAAGAAGUAUGUCUGGGACUCAUAGUCACCAUUCGCUUUCAUUGCAUGAAAGUUAAUGGUGAAUGAGGCUUUCAGUCUCAAACAUUCUGCCUAACACAGAAGAAAGAAUGUCAUAUGAGUUAGGAACAACAUGAGGGUGAGUAAAUCAUGGAAAAUUUUUCUUUAUUUAGGUAAAACUAUCCCUUUAAGCAAAUAUAGCUCAUAUUUUCUAGUGUGCUAAGUGGAACAUUUAUGCAAGAAUACAGUGUGAAUAAUGCACGCAUGCAUUCCUAGUACAAUAAUAGUUUGGUAAUAUUUUGUUCUUUGACCACAGUGAUCAGUCAAAGGUGGUGUUAUAUAUUAUUCUUUUGAUGAUUGCAUGGGCAUAUUUUAUUGGUGUUAGGUUGAAGAAUCUGGGUUGCAAUUUUCCAUACUGCACAUAACACCAAGCGUUUUCAUUAUGGAUAAGACAAACUUAACCUUGUGACACUAUUUUGUUUUUUAGGGCAGGUGAGAUUUGUUACAGUGUUCCCUGUGCAGUAUGUUUAUGACAAAUAAAACAUCUGCUUAAAAUC
This is a messenger RNA of Myxocyprinus asiaticus (Chinese sucker), 2750 nucleotides long. RefSeq names its product inositol-trisphosphate 3-kinase A-like. Gene Ontology annotation, biological process: inositol phosphate biosynthetic process. The record is from RefSeq and is a predicted model, not a curated record. The coding region runs from base 272 to 1609 and encodes 445 amino acids. NCBI's taxonomy places the organism in Eukaryota, Metazoa, Chordata, Actinopteri, Cypriniformes, Catostomidae. Gene Ontology annotation, molecular function: inositol-1,4,5-trisphosphate 3-kinase activity; inositol tetrakisphosphate kinase activity. The transcript is spliced from 7 exons. Gene Ontology annotation, cellular component: nucleus; cytoplasm.